AUGAUGAUGAUGACAACUUUUCUUUGCUAUGGAGUACAACAAAUAUUAGUGCAAGAUUUUGGAUCACAACGAAGUUCACAAUUACUCAUGCCCUAUUUGCAAGCUAUUUAUAUUACUGUCAAUUGUACAUUUACACGGCCUGUUUUAGAUCUAAUUUAUCAAUGGCGAGAAGAAAAACUUGAUUAUUAUAAACAAGAACAUAAUUUAUAUACUACUAAUCAUAUUUUAAGCACACACAAUCAAAAUGAAAAAAACAAAAAUUCAGCACAUGAAUUUAAACAAAUUCCUAAUUAUUACUUAUAUUUCUGUAUUCCAAUUAUUAGCAACAACAGUAGUUUACCAAUGUUGGUUGUGUUAAUUGUAUAUCAACAAACUGAUUAUUAA
Molecule: messenger RNA, 384 nt
Organism: Heterobilharzia americana
Lineage: Eukaryota; Metazoa; Platyhelminthes; Trematoda; Strigeidida; Schistosomatidae
Source: the annotation of a GenBank genome assembly